Colletotrichum navitas is the source of this 1830-nucleotide messenger RNA. RefSeq names its product alpha amylase. Gene Ontology annotation, biological process: maltose catabolic process; sucrose catabolic process. Gene Ontology annotation, molecular function: sucrose alpha-glucosidase activity; glucan 1,4-alpha-maltotriohydrolase activity; oligo-1,6-glucosidase activity. The coding region runs from base 1 to 1830 and encodes 609 amino acids. NCBI's taxonomy places the organism in Eukaryota, Fungi, Ascomycota, Sordariomycetes, Glomerellales, Glomerellaceae. The transcript has a single exon. The record is from RefSeq and is a predicted model, not a curated record.
AUGGGGUCCUCCGUCUGGGACGACGAGAACCGCUGGGUGGGCAAGCAGCCCUGGUGGAAGGACGCAACCUUUUAUCAAGUUUACCCGGCCAGUUUCAAGGACUCGGACGGUGACGGCUGGGGCGACCUGCCCGGUCUCAUCAGCAAGGUUGACUACCUCCACGAGCUCGGCGUCGACGUCGUCUGGGUCUCCCCCAUCUUCGACAGCCCCCAGGCCGACAUGGGCUACGACGUCUCCGACUACCAGAAGAUCUACGCCCCCUACGGCACCGUCGACGAUGUCGACACCUUGCUGGAAGAGUGCCACCGCCGCGGCAUGAAAGUGAUCCUCGACCUCGUCGUCAACCACACCUCUGUUGAGCACGACUGGUUCAAGCAGUCCCGCUCGUCUAGGGACGACCCCAAGCGCGACUGGUACAUCUGGAAGCCCGCACGUUACGACGAGAAUGGCGUGCGCCACCCGCCGACCAACUGGCGCGGCUACUUUGCGGGUCCGACGUGGACGUGGGACGAGCACUCGCGGGAAUACUACCUGCACCUGUACGCACCCGACCAGCCCGACCUGAACUGGGACAACGACGCCUGCCGUGAGGCCAUCUACGAGGACACGAUGCGGUUCUGGCUGGACCGCGGCGUUGACGGGUUCCGCAUUGACACCGUCAACAAGUACUCCAAACGGACCGACUUCGUCGACGCGCCCGUCACCGACCCCGGGUCACCGCACCAGCCGGCGCCCGAGAUGUGGUGCAACGGUCCACGCAUCCACGAGUUCAUCCGGGAGAUGAACCGCAAGGCCCUCGCGCCCUACAACGCCGUCUCCGUCGGCGAGCUGUCCCUGACGCCGCACCCGUCGCAGGUUAUCCCCUACGUCUCGGCCGCCGCCGGGGAGCUCGACAUGGUGUUCGAGUUCUCCGUCAUCCGCCUCGGCAACGGCAACGGCUUCGGCGCCAAGUACAUCUACCAGCCCUUCCCCCUGUCGACCCUCAAGGGCUACACCGCGACGUGGCAGUCCUUCUUCGAGGGCACCGACGCGUGGGCGACGGCCUUCUGCGAGAACCACGACAACGGCCGCGCCGUGUCGCGGUUCGGCGACGACUCCACGCCCGCGCUGUGGCGGGCCUCGGCCAGGACCAUCGCGCUGUGGCAGGCGACCAUGUCCGGCACGCUGUUCCUGUACCAGGGGCAGGAGAUCGGCAUGACGAACAUGCCGGCCGGCUGGGGCAUCGAGGAGUACAAGGACAUCGAGAGCGCCAACUUCUACUCGGAGGCUGUCGCGUCCGGCGACCGCGGACGCGUCGAGAAGACGAUGCACGGGCUGCGCAUCCUCGCGAGGGACCACUCGAGGAUCCCGUUCCAGUGGGACGCCGGCCCGAACGCCGGCUUCGCCAGGGAGGGCGCGACGCCGUGGAUGCGGGUGCACGACGACUACGAGGCCAUCAACGCCGCCAAGCAACGCGGCGACCCGGACUCGGUCCUCGAGUUCUACAAGAAGCUGCUGCGGCUGCGGAAGCGGCACCGCGACGUCUUCAUCCACGGCGCGCACCGGCUCAUCGACCCGGAGAACGAGCGGACGUGGGUCGUCCUCAAAGAGGGUCCGGCGCCGGUGGGCGGGAAGGGGGCCGUGCAGAGGAGGAGGAGAGCGCUCGUCGUGAUGAACUUCUCCAAGGGCGAGGAGAGCACGGGCGACGUGCCGGCGUUGCUUGGCUGCGAGGCGAGCGAGGUGAGGUUGCUGGUCGGCACCCGAGAGGGCGGGGAGCUGGUCAAGGGGGUUGCUCCCGUGCUCGGCGGAUGGGAGUCGAGAGUGUAUACCAAUUUUGAGGUUCAGAAGUGA